Molecule: messenger RNA, 1793 nt
Organism: Cucurbita pepo subsp. pepo (vegetable marrow)
Lineage: Eukaryota; Viridiplantae; Streptophyta; Magnoliopsida; Cucurbitales; Cucurbitaceae
Product: UPF0481 protein At3g47200
Source: RefSeq, a predicted model, not a curated record
GAUUUAAGAGAAAUAGGAGAGGCACAGGUUGAAAAGAAAGUUGAUGGACGAGAAGAGUGAGUGGAAUAAUUAGACAUAGAGGACACAAGUUUCUCGUUGCCCUUUUGUUGUCUAUGUUUAUUCCUCCUCAUCGUAAUUUAUGUUUGGCGCGCAUUAGUAGUAUUCGUAUUCGUAGUUAUCGGAAGCUUGCCUUAUUAGUUCUUCCGCUUCCAUACCUUCUCUUCUUACUCCACAUAUCUCUUCCAUUCUUCCCUCAUUUUCGGUCACCGCCAACAUCUUCUUCCCUCAAUUUGCAGACAAGGAGAUUUUAAAACGAGGGAUGGAAGCUCAUCAAGCAAACGACAUAUCAUACAAUAUGGCAGAAAUUAGUGAAGGUGAACAUAGUGAAGUUGAACAAGUUGAACAACCUUGUGGUGAUGUUGUAAUAUCCAUUAAAACAAUGAUGGAACAAUUGCCUCCCACAAAUUUAGAAUGUAGUAUCCAUCGAGUUCCUAAAUUGCUACGUAAGAUGAAUUAUUCAGCCUAUACCCCUCAAGUCGUUUCCGUAGGUCCAUUUCACCAUCGUAGGCGAAAGGAUUUGAUAGCCACAGAACAAUAUAAGCUUCGACGUUGUGUUGACUUUCUAAACCGUCUAGAUAACAAGUUGAACUCAUUGGAAUUCCUUGUGAAAACGACUCAAAGUUGGGUGAAAGAAGCUCGAAAUUACUAUGCAGAACCCGUAAUUAUGAGUGACGAAGAUUUUCAUAAAAUGAUGCUUGUGGACGGUUGUUUCAUAGUGGAGUUUUUGAUACAACAUUAUGACUCAAAUGUUUCCUCCCAAACGAAAAACCAUUUAGAUCUUUCCUUCCACCAAAGAUAUCAUGAGAUAUAUACUGAUUUGGUUAUGUUGGAAAAUCAAGUCCCUUUCUUUGUUCUUCAACGUCUCUUCCAUCUUAUACCACAAAAUAAAAUCACCAUCCCCUUUCUAACAUUAACACAUCAGUUUUUAUUACCUAGACUUAUUGCCAAUUAUUCUCUUUUUGAUUCAUCGUUGACAAAACCAAAGCACUUCGUCGAUUUCUUAAGUUUCUACUUUGUCGUCGAUAAUAAAACUCUAAAGGACAACAAAAAUAAUCGUUGUCAGAGAACUCCUCCAUCGAUAACUGAACUUUAUGAAGCUGGUGUCACCAUUAAGAAAGCAAAAGAGGCCAAAAAUAUGAUGGACAUAAACUUCAAAAAUGGGAUUUUAACAAUCCCACCUUUAGUUAUUGAUGAUUUCUUCGAACCCAUCAUGCGAAAUUUAAUAGCAUUUGAGCAUUUUCCCUUGGGAAACAAGAGUAAGUGUAUCCAAUAUAUCGCAUUCAUGGAUGAUUUGAUAAGCACAGAGAAAGACGUGAGUUUACUUGUGCAAGCUGAAAUCAUAAUCAACGAUAUUGGAGGCAGUAAUAAAGAAGUUUCAAAAUUGUUCAACAAUCUCUGCAAAUUUGUUGAAGAGCGAUGUGAUGAUCAGUUCAACGAGAUUAGCAAAGAUUUACGUGAUCAUUGUAAUAAAAGAUGGAACAAGGCGAAAGCUUCACUCAAGCAUAACUAUUUCAAUACGCCAUGGGCUGCUAUCUCCUUCAUUGCUGCAACUUUACUCAUUAUUCUUACUCUCCUACAAACUAUAUUCUCUGAGAUAUCAGCCUUUCCUUAAAACCCAAAGAAAUCCAUAUAAUAUAUGUACGUUUGUUUUAAUUUUACUCCCUUUCUCCUUUUAUCUUGUAACACCUUAUAUUUACUCGUGUUUUUUCAAAUAAACAUGUUAUAUUUAUGUC